GCCCCUUUUAGGCACUGAGUAUAACUCCUCCCACUCUGAUGACACAUCAAGCCUUUAAGUAGGGGGAAGAAAGGAGGAGCUGAACUUACAAAGAGAGGAGACGAGUGUGUUAAAUAUCAAGCUGCGUGGCACAAUGUCUGAGAAUGGAGCUGCGCCAAUUGCUGAUGAGGUUCCCGAGCAACAGAAUGCAGUGAGCCGAGUGACAAGCCUUCCUCUGGUUAGUUCGGCAUGCAGUGUUGUUGGUGCUGUAUAUAGCUCCACCAAAGAAAGUCACCCCUACAUACGCAGUGUGUGUGACGUGGCUGAGAAAGGUGCGAAGACUCUAACGGAGGCUGCAAUGAGUGGAGCUCAGCCACUGCUAACGAGACUGGAACCACAGAUUGCCAGUGCAAAUGAAUUGGUCUGCAAGGGCCUAGACAAACUUGAAUCCACACUCCCUAUUCUUCAGCAACCCACAGAAAAGGUUGUGUCUGAUACAAAGGACCUGGUGACAAAUACAGUGACUGGGGCUCGAGAUACUGUAACAGGAGCCGUAUCUGGUGUAAUGGGUCUUGCUUAUGGGGCUAUGCAGGGAAGUGUUGAUAUGACUCGGGUAGCAGUAUCCUCUGUAAUGGGAACACGUGUGGGACAGUUGGUUACAAACAGCGUGGACACUGUUUUAGGAAAGUCUGAGGAACUAGUGGACCAUUACCUUCCAAUGACUGAUGAGGAGCUAGCUCAACUUGCAUCAUCCGUGGAGGGGUUUGAAGUAGCACCAUUGCAGGAGCAAAGGAAGCAGCAGAGUUACUUUGUUCGCUUAGGAUCGCUGUCUACACGAUUGCGCCACCGUGCAUAUCAACACUCCUUGGGCAAGGUGAGAAGUGCCCGGAACAACACUCAGGAACUUCUCACUCAACUACAUCAGACCAUUGACCUGAUGGAUUCAGUAAAGCGUAGUGUACAGGGUGGUCAGGAGAAACUGCACCAAUUAUGGCUGGAAUGGAAUAAUAAACAGCCAAAUGCCAGGUUGAAUGAUGGAGAGGAAAGGUCACAGUUUGAGCUCCUGGAGUACCGAACUUUCACGAUGGUGCAAAGUCUCACAGCGCAACUGCAGACCACUUGCUUAAGUUUGGUGACUGGAGCACAAGGUCUUCCAUCUCACAUUGAGGAGCGGAUGCAGCAACUACGGCAAAAUGCCCAAGAUCUCCACUCCUCUUUUUCUAAUAUUUUUUCCUUUGGGGACCUCUCAGCAGGGAUCCUGACACAGAGCCGAGAACAAGUUACAAAAGUCCGUGACCAUGUGGAUGAGCUUUUCUCUUAUGUAGUUACCAACGCUCCCUUAACUUGGCUUGUGGGACCCUUUGCGCCUCAGUUGGUAGAGAGUGCUGAAGAGCAGCCGAUAGCCCACGAGUGAGACAGGAAGGGAAGUAAAAGGCCCAGCUUAGAUUUGGGGAUUCAUAAAUGGGGCUUAAAAUAUGGCACUUAAUCCACUAAAAGGAUAGUAGGUUAUCUGCUUUUGAAAGUAGAAUAUACACAGAUCUGUACUAUUUUAUUGAUAGACAACAUGCUACUUUCUGUGCAUUAGUGGCACAUUUCUUGGCUUCAUCACUUCAUUGAGUUGUUUUAUAGGAAAAAUGCUUUCUCACUAAUAACUACAUUCGGCUUUUGCUGCUCAUAAUUCAUUGCUAUCACAGUGAAAUCUCUGAUGAAACUUAUCUUAGAAAAUGGUUAGAUCUUGUGCAAACAUUACAACUUUACGUGUGCCUGGUUAUUUUGUGUACUUUGGUCUUGAGCUGCUUUUCAGUUUGGUUUAUAAAUGUUUUAUAUACAAAUAAUAACCAUAAAAAUCUAAUCUGCAUUUGA
Molecule: messenger RNA, 1842 nt
Organism: Xenopus tropicalis (tropical clawed frog)
Lineage: Eukaryota; Metazoa; Chordata; Amphibia; Anura; Pipidae
Gene: plin3
Product: perilipin 3
Exons: 8
Coding region: 134-1393 (419 amino acids)
Cellular component (GO): lipid droplet
Source: RefSeq, a predicted model, not a curated record